This is a messenger RNA of Besnoitia besnoiti, 2508 nucleotides long. RefSeq names its product 4-hydroxy-3-methylbut-2-en-1-yl diphosphate synthase. NCBI's taxonomy places the organism in Eukaryota, Apicomplexa, Conoidasida, Eucoccidiorida, Sarcocystidae. Gene Ontology annotation, molecular function: iron ion binding; 4-hydroxy-3-methylbut-2-en-1-yl diphosphate synthase activity (ferredoxin). Gene Ontology annotation, biological process: isopentenyl diphosphate biosynthetic process, methylerythritol phosphate pathway; terpenoid biosynthetic process. The record is from RefSeq and is a predicted model, not a curated record. The transcript has 10 exons. The coding region runs from base 1 to 2508 and encodes 835 amino acids.
AUGACCGUGCAAGGCAUGAAGGAGGUGGAAGCCUCGAAAUUCAUCAAAGAAAAACUUGAUCAGAUCGACUUGCCCAUCCCCCUGGUGGCGGACGUCCACUUCCAGCCGCGCGUCGGGCUCGCCGCGGCGGAGAUCUUCGACAAAGUCCGCGUCAAUCCGGGGAACUUCGCGGACGGAGCCAAGAAGUGGGAUGACGACGCGCAGACGGAGCGCACCGGCGCCGAGGACGGCGACCCAGCGCAGAAAGACCGCGAAGACAGACGCUUCGACGAUGGGCACAAGCGCAUCGAAGAGCUCCUCGUCCCCCUCAUUGAACGCUGCAAGACGUUCAACACAGCUCUGCGGAUCGGCACGAAUCACGGUUCGCUCUCCGCGCGCAUCCUGCGGCGGUACGGUGACACGCCGCUCGGAAUGGUGGAGUCUGCUUUCGAGUUCGCGGACAUUUGCACGCGCGAGAACUUCCGGAAUUUCUGCUUUUCGAUGAAGUCUUCCAACCCGAUCGUCAUGGUGAAUGCGUAUCGACUGCUCGCCAGCGAGAUGCUGCGCCGCGGCGAGCUCUUCCCGCUGCACCUAGGCGUCACGGAAGCCGGCGAAGGCGAAGACGGUCGCCUCAAGUCCGCUGUUGGGAUCGGGUCGCUGCUGCAGGACGGCAUCGGCGACACGCUCCGCGUCUCUCUGACAGAGCCGCCGUGGAUGGAAAUCCCCGUCGCGGCCUCGAUCGCGCGCAUGCAGACUCGAAAAGCCGCCUCGCCGCAGCCUGCCGGCGCGAGGAGGGAGAGCCCAGGCACCCAGGAGACGCCGCACGCGAACAAACAAGGCGCGGAGAGGCUCCCUACGCGCGAGGGCGACAGAGAGGGGGAUGGUUGCAGCCCACUGUCUGCACAGGCGGGCGGCGCAGGAGAGAGGUCCGAGGGCGCCGAGGGCGAGCAGCGGCGGAGCGACGAAGAGAGGAACGUGAGCGGCGAAAUUGCCAGCAACGCGCCCUUCCGCGCAGGGUCCCUGCGGUCACCAGUGCCGCUGUUCAAGGAGGAAACGCGGAACUUCGAAAGCAUCGAAAAAAGGAAGCUUCGCCCGCUGUUUUGCGCGAGGCGAGCACACGGAGAGAAGAGCGACGAGACAGGAAAGGAGCGACAACGUAUUCUGCACGAAAACGGGACGGUCAUGGUCGCUGUCAGUCCCGAGUGGCUCGAGAUCCCGGAAGUGCUUUACAGAGCGCUUGGCUGCAAAGUCGUUGGCGGCGAGCCUCUGAAGGGUAUCACAGCGGCUGACUCGAUCUACGUCCCCUCGCUUUCGCUCGCCUCGUCCUCACCUCAGUCUCCACAGGACGCCGACUUGCUCCUUGCACGCACUGCGCGGGCGCGCGACGCGCUGGCGAAGCUUCAAGAGGCCGGCGUCGGCGUACUCGUUCCCUUCCAAGAACUUUCCUACUUGCUGAUGCUCCAGCGGCAACAGGAAGUCACACAGAAGCUCCGCGCAGGCAGCGCUGGCAGCGAGAGCCCCACGCUGGAUGCGGAGGCGUCGCGGGAGAAGCGCGUCCUCGAGACCUCGCUGCUGCCCUCACGCAAAAACCUGGUCGGCGUCAUGCGCCUCCGAGACGCGGCGGCUGUGCGCGGCGUCCUCUCGCCUUAUAUUCGGGAGAGAAUCGAGGGCGUCGCGCUGCUCGUGGACGGCCAGGAGACGGAAGAAGAAAUCGACGCAGUGCUCGACAUGGAGUCGCUGCUGUUCUUCUUGCUUCGUCCCGAAGACCGGACUUUACAAGGCGUGCCUGCUGCACGCCGCUUUUUAGACAUCUUGAAGCGCCGAGAAGCGAAGGCGGCGCAGAAAGCGCGAGAGGCAAAAGCGAAGUCGCUGGCUUCCGCCGAUGCAGCAAAGGAAGACCGCGAAGACGUCGGAGGAAUCCCAGUCAUUCACUGGCUAUAUCGCUCCCCACCCUCUGGCGUCGCGGAGAAGGAGGCAAGCCCCGAGGGACAGGACGAGGAGGUAAGCAGCUCGAGAGAAUUCAAAGAGGAACGCGAGAGCGCGAUCUACGCAGGGUGGGAGGCCGGGAGCCUCCUCCUUGACCGGCUUGGAGAAGGCGUGCUGGUCGACUUGCCGGCGCUCCCCGUGCAGCGGCAAGUUCUCCUGGGCUUCAAUCUCCUGCAGGCCUGCCGCCUCAGGAACUCCAAGACGGAGUUCAUCUCGUGCCCCUCUUGCGGGCGCACCUUGUUCGAUAUCCAGAAAGUUUCAGCGGAGAUUCGCGCGCGCACGGGUCACCUGCCUGGAGUCACCGUCGCCGUGAUGGGCUGCAUCGUCAACGGCGUCGGCGAAAUGGCUGAUGCAGACUUUGGCUACGUCGGCGGCGCACCCGGGAAGGUCGACUUGUACGUAAAGAAGAAAGUCGUGAAGCGAGGCAUUCCGGGCUCCGAAGCGUGUGAUGCACUCGUCGAGCUGAUCAAGCAGCACGGGAAGUGGGUCGACCCUCCCACGGAAGGCUCAGAGAAAGAGACCGCAAAACAGAAAAGAACGUAA